GGUCCUCCACCGACCAACCUUUUCCAGCCUCCGCGGCGUCCUGGCUUAGGAACAUUAGGAAAACCAAUAAGGCUACUGGCCAACCACUUCCAGGUACAGAUACCGAAGAUUGAUGUUUACCAUUAUGAUGUGGACAUUAAACCUGAGAAAAGGCCCAGAAGAGUCAACAGGGAGGUGGUUGACACGAUGGUGCGACAUUUCAAAAUGCAGAUAUUUGGAGAUCGCCAACCUGGAUAUGAUGGAAAGAGAAAUAUGUACACUGCACAUCCACUGCCAAUUGGGAGGGAUAGGGUUGACCUUGAAGUGACUCUUCCGGGUGAGGGUAAAGACCAAACUUUCAAAGUGACCAUUCAAUGGGUGUCUGUGGUUAGUCUGCAACUGCUCCUGGAAGCCUUGGCUGGACACCUAAGUGAAGUUCCUGAUGACUCUGUGCAGGCCCUUGAUGUAAUUACUCGCCACUUGCCAUCUAUGAGGUAUACUCCUGUCGGACGUUCAUUCUUCUCUCCUCCUGAGGGUUAUUAUCACCCGCUGGGUGGAGGUCGUGAGGUUUGGUUUGGUUUCCAUCAAUCUGUACGUCCUGCCAUGUGGAACAUGAUGCUUAACAUUGACGUUUCUGCAACUGCCUUUUAUCGUGCUCAGCCUGUAAUUGAGUUCAUGUGUGAAGUCCUAGAUGUUCAGAAUAUCAAUGAACAGACCAAACCGCUGACAGAUUCCCAGCGCGUAAAAUUCACCAAAGAAAUAAGAGGUUUGAAAGUGGAGGUCACACACUGUGGGCAGAUGAAGAGAAAGUACAGAGUGUGUAAUGUUACUCGAAGACCAGCUAGCCACCAGACUUUCCCCUUGCAGCUGGAGAAUGGCCAGGCCAUGGAGUGCACAGUUGCCCAGUACUUCAAACAGAAAUACAGCUUGCAGCUAAAAUAUCCACAUCUCCCUUGCUUGCAAGUCGGUCAAGAACAGAAACAUACCUAUUUGCCCCUAGAGGUCUGUAACAUUGUAGCUGGCCAACGAUGUAUUAAGAAGCUGACUGACAAUCAGACUUCCACAAUGAUCAAAGCAACAGCUCGGUCUGCCCCAGACAGACAGGAGGAAAUCAGCAGGCUGGUAAAGAGCAACAGUAUGGUUGGAGGACCAGACCCAUACCUGAAGGAGUUUGGUAUUGUUGUACAUAAUGAAAUGACAGAGCUUACAGGCAGGGUGCUUCCAGCUCCUAUGCUUCAGUAUGGUGGAAGGAAUAAAAAACUGUAGCUACUCCAAACCAAGGUGUCUGGGAUAUGAGAGGGAAGCAGUUCUACGCUGGCAUUGAAAUAAAAGUCUGGGCUGUUGCCUGCUUUGCCCCACAGAAACAGUGCAGAGAAGACCUGUUAAAAAGUUUCACAGACCAGCUGAGAAAGAUUUCAAAGGAUGCUGGGAUGCCCAUCCAGGGCCAACCAUGCUUUUGUAAAUAUGCUCAAGGAGCAGACAGUGUGGAGCCAAUGUUCAAACAUUUAAAACUUACAUAUGUGGGUUUACAGCUUAUUGUAGUUAUUCUUCCUGGAAAGACUCCUGUAUAUGCCGAAGUAAAAAGAGUGGGGGACACACUCCUUGGAAUGGCAACCCAGUGUGUGCAAGUGAAAAAUGUGGUGAAGACUUCUCCUCAGACACUUUCCAAUUUAUGUCUGAAGAUCAAUGCUAAGCUGGGAGGCAUAAAUAAUGUGCUAGUUCCUCAUCAAAGGCCCUCUGUUUUCCAGCAGCCAGUGAUAUUUCUGGGGGCAGAUGUAACCCAUCCCCCUGCUGGUGAUGGCAAAAAAACCUUCUAUUGCAGCUGUCGUUGGCAGUAUGGAUGGCCAUCCAAGCCGUUACUGUGCUACUGUGCGUGUGCAGACCUCUCGCCAGGAGACCACCCAGGAGCUGUUGUACAGUCAGGAAGUCAUUCAGGAUCUUAGUAACAUGGUGCGUGAGCUUCUCAUCCAGUUCUACAAGUCCACUCGCUUCAAACCCACCCGUAUAAUCUACUACAGGGGUGGUGUAUCUGAAGGCCAGAUGAAACAGGUUGCCUGGCCAGAACUCAUGGCUAUUCGGAAAGCUUGCAUCAGUCUGGAGGAAGAUUACAGACCUGGAAUUACCUACAUUGUUGUACAAAAGAGACAUCACACUAGACUUUUUUGUGCUGACAAAACAGAGAGGGUGGGAAAAAGUGGCAAUGUGCCUGCUGGAACUACAGUAGACAGCACCAUUACACAUCCAUCUGAAUUUGACUUCUAUCUCUGUAGUCAUGCUGGGAUUCAGGGAACCAGUCGCCCAUCUCAUUACCAGGUCUUGUGGGAUGAUAAUUGCUUUACAGCUGAUGAGCUCCAAUUGUUAACAUACCAGCUGUGCCACACCUACGUCCGAUGUACUCGUUCAGUCUCCAUCCCUGCUCCUGCUUACUAUGCUAGGCUGGUGGCAUUCAGAGCAAGAUACCAUCUUGUGGAUAAAGAUCAUGACAGCGCUGAAGGAAGCCAUGUUUCUGGACAGAGCAAUGGUCGUGAUCCACAGGCUCUGGCCAAAGCCGUGCAGAUUCAUCACGACACACAGCACACAAUGUACUUUGCCUGA
Messenger RNA from Staurois parvus, 2574 nucleotides. Lineage: Eukaryota; Metazoa; Chordata; Amphibia; Anura; Ranidae. The record is from the annotation of a GenBank genome assembly.